Molecule: messenger RNA, 10556 nt
Organism: Phalaenopsis equestris
Lineage: Eukaryota; Viridiplantae; Streptophyta; Magnoliopsida; Asparagales; Orchidaceae
Product: BEACH domain-containing protein B
Molecular function (GO): protein binding
Source: RefSeq, a predicted model, not a curated record
AUCAAGCUCGAGUGUUCGCGAAGAACGACUUUGACAGCCCUACCUGCCGACGCUGUUCGGUUUCUUGGAUCCUUUACGUCGCAGCUCGAGCUGAAGGCAGCAAGAGGAGGAAGGAACAAGAGCAUCGAAGCGAACGAUAGGUUCAGGAUCUUGUUCUUUGAAAUCGAUGUGGGGAGAAUUGCGGGUAAAAAGUUGCGGUUGAAGUACGGGUAGGCUUUGUACAUAAUCAAGUUUAAUGGUAGCUUCAAAGCAUCCUCGCUCUUCUUGCGAAGGAUGAACAUCGUCAAGGGGGUGGCUGAUCUUCUUAGAAGAUCAGCGAGUGGCCAAGUUGGGGAAGGCGGUUCAUGGACUCAAUCUGAGAAGCACUCUGCACCUUCUCCAAGAAUCCGGUUUAGUGAAACUGGUGAAGAAGCAAUUUUGAAUUCACUUUGGCAGAGAUAUGAAAAUACAAUUGACAAGGUGGAAAAGAGAAAAUCCUUGCAAGUUUUUCUCUUGCACUUCAUACAGACUUACAAAAAUUGGGAGCCUGAAAAUAAUGACGACUUAUCAAUUGUGCUGCCAUCAUCAGAUGGUAUAAUUAUUGGAUGUUCUUCUGGGCAUCCAUCUGAAGUUAUCCUUAUUCUCGUUCAAGAAAUUACUCGGUUAACUUCUCUUGUGUCUGAGUUGAACAACAAUGCUUCAAAGGCUAAAUCUGAUACUUAUGAUCUAUCUUCAAGCUUGACUUUUAGUUCGGAUGGUUUGUAUGUUUUGAAUAGUUUGAUGAUUGCGAACCGUUCAAUGCACAAUUGCAAGGUUUUUGGCUACUAUGGAGGUGUGCAGAAGGUCACCGCUCUUCUUCUGAAAGCUGGAGUUGUUCAGCUCAAGACGACUAGUACACUCGGUUUAGACAAGCAAUUAUCAAGCUCUGUUGCUGAGAAGACAAGAUUCUUGCAGAAGAUACUUGGUUUUGCUGUUUCAGUAGUUUUCAGCUUUAUGGAAAUGUAUUCUUCAGGAAACAAUAAGAAUUUUCAACAUGUGGAUUUUAUAAGAUAUACUUCUCUGAGAGACUUUCUGCCUGAAGUUUCUGCAAAGAACCUGAAGGACCCUGUUUCUGAAUCAAGGAUUCAAUGGCAAGAAAGGGCGAUUGUAUUUGUUAUGGAAGCGGGUGGUGUCAACUGGUUAGUAGAGCUUUUGCGGGUCCUUAGAAGGCUGAACUUCAAAGAGCAUUGGACUGAUCUAUCUCUUCAGUAUUUGACUUUGGGCGCUUUAAAUUUAGCCUUGUUUGAUAAUUCCAGGGCGCAAAAUCAUUUCAGAAGCAUUGGUGGCUUGGAAGUUCUGCUUGAUGGAAUUAGUCCUCCAUCAAGUAAAUUUUCAGACUCUAGGGGUACCAUCCUUUGUGGAGAUGAUAGAAACUAUAUAUUCGGAAGUUUUCAUCUGCAAGUUAUUUCCAUGAGAGUACUAAGGGAAUCAAUUUUUGGGAACAUGAACAAUUUGCAGAUCCUCUGUGAAAAUGGACGAAUACAUAAAUUUGCAAAUAGUGUGUGUUGGCCUGCUUUCAUGCUUCAAGAGUUUCAAGUGAGCUUUGGGUCGGCUGCAUCCGACUCUCAAACAGUUAACCCCCAACCCACAAAAGACAACUCUGACAUUGCAAAAAUAGCCUCUUUCUUUGAUAUGUCAGAUGGUUCGAAUUUGAUUGAGUGGAACAAUUAUUCUGUUGGAUUGAGCAGAGCACUUUGCUCUUUCCUUCUUGCUCCUGAAGAUAUCAAAUUUCAUUAUGAUGAAUCAUCAGUGAAAAGUUCCAUGCUGGUCUCUUUGGGUUAUUGGGAACUUUCAAUAAAAUGGAUCAUGAAGGUUCUACUAACCAUUUUUCCAUGCAUAAAGGCAUGCUCUAAUGGAACGGAGCUUCCAAAUCAUAUAAGAGGUUUAGCAAACACCAUGCAGCUUUGCUUCCUUUGCACGGUCAGACAGGUUCUUGUUUCUGCACCAGUUCUUCUUGAGGUCUUUAGGGAAGAGGGAAUUUGGGGCAUGAUUUUUUCGGAGAAGUUUUUCUAUUUUGGGCUAUCUUUGGAACAUUUUGAGCAGGAACUUGAAGUGCGAACAGACCUCAACUCGAAUGCGUUUGCUGUCUCUAUAAACAGCGAAGAUAAAUCAGAACAUAACGAUGUUGGUACUCUUCAAGUGGAAGCUAUUUCAUUUUUGGAAUUUGUAGCAACAUUGAGCGCCAAUACGAAUAAUUUGCCUGAAUGCUCUGUUUUAGUGGAUGCUCUUGAGCAAUCAGCUCGUAUUCCUAAGCUUGCAACUAUAUUUUUGACAAGUCUACAACGGAUUCUACAGUGCGCUCCUAGGCGGACUCUUUUUUCUUUCAAGUCUUUGGAUGCUGUAACCAGAGUGCUCAAAGUUGCAUGCAUUCAGGCUGAAGUGGUCAGAAGAUUCAAUAUUGUUCUUUGUGCUGAAGAGGAUGUUGCAGUAGGAUGUGGAGGCAGAAAAUUAGAAAGAAACAAAUCUUCUGAGGCUUCUAAGAGCUUUGUUAAUUGCAUACAAUCAUCCAUGGAACUCUUUAACGAAUAUCUCUCUAUUGCUGAGCACGGGAGAAGUUUGGUUAUGCAAAAUGCUAGCUGUAUUGAUUGUUUAUUUGACUUGUUUUGGGAAGAAAACCUUAGGAAAUACGUGAUUGAGCAUAUUCUUGCAUUAUUUAAGUUGCCUCCGUUACUCCCAGAUGAUCAAACUGCAAGGUUACAUUUAUGUUCUAAAUAUUUAGAGACCUUCGCUCGCGCGAAGGAAAGGGAAGAACUAUAUCCUGAAUUAUCAAUUGAUCUAUUAAUUAACAUGAGAGAAAUCAUUUUGAUUGAUCUGACUUAUUAUCAGACUUUGUUUCGUGCUGGAGAGUGUUUUCUUCAUAUUGUUUCUUUGCUAAAUGGAACGUUUGAUGAAGAAAUUGGGGAACAAUUGGUUCUGAAUGUUCUUCAGACUUUAACUUUGCUACUUAAUGGAAGCAACGAUUCAAAGGCUGAUUUUAGAGCACUGGUUGGUAUGGGUUAUCAAACCUUACAGAGUCUCUUGCUCGACUUUUGCAAGUGGCAACCAAGUGAACGACUUCUGAAUGCUCUUCUUGAUAUGCUUGUUGAUGGAAAAUUUGACAUGCAGGAAAAUGCAGUCAUAAAGAAUGAUGAUGUGAUUCUGCUUUUCUUUAAUGUCCUACAAAAGAGCAGCAUUUCACUGCAGCAUUUUGGACUAGAUGUCUUCCAGAAUUUGUUGAACGAUUCAAUCACCAACCAAACUUCAUGCUUUAGAGCAGGAGUUCUUACUUUUCUUCUUGAUUGGUUUGCCAUAGGAGAAAAUUACAAUUUGAUAUUGAAAAUUGCUCAGCUAAUUCAAGUGAUUGGUGGGCAUAGCAUAUCUGGGAAGGACAUCAGGAGGAUUUUUGCUCUUCUACGUGAUAAAAAGAUUGGAUCUAGACAUAAUAGCAGCUCAUUGCUUUUGACGAGUAUUCUAUUCAUGCUCAAGAAAAAAGGACCUGAGGCCUUCUUUGAAUUCAACGGAAAUCAAUCUGGGAUCUCUAUAAAUGAACCUCUUCAGUGCCCAAACAAUAAAGGGAUUUCCUUUUCAUGCUGGCUCAGGGUAGAGGAGUUUCCUAACCAUGGUGUUAUGGGCCUUUUUAGUUUUCUUUCUGACAGUGGAAGGGGAUGUUCGACUAUGCUUGGCAAAGAAAAACUGAUUUUUGAGUCCAUCAACCAAAAAAGGCUCUGCAUUUCAUUGUCUCUCAAUCUUCAUCCUAGGAAAUGGUAUUUUCUUUGCUUCAUUCUUAGUAUAGGAAGAGCAUUUUCUGGCGGUAGCACUGUGAGAUGUUAUGUGGACGGAGAUUUGGUGUCCUCUGAAAAGUGUAGAUAUGCAAAAGUUGGUGAUGCCUUGACAAAGUGUACAAUUGGGGCAGAAUAUACUCCUUCAAUUGAAGGCAGUGACCAAGUUAAUUUUGAAAAGGCAUGUGCUUUUAUUGGUCAAAUGGGUCCAGUUUAUAUGUUUUCGGAUACCCUUACUUCAGAGCAGAUAAAGAGUAUAUACUCCCUUGGACCAAGUUACAUGUAUUCAUUUCUUGGUGAUGAGAUUCCCCUGGCUUCAGAUAGUUCACUUUAUGAUGUAAUUUUAGAUGCAAAAGAUGGCCUAUCGUCGAAGAUCAUAUUUGGUUUGAAUGCACAGGCCAGCAAUGGUAGUAGUUUGCUCAACGUGUCAUCCCUGAUUAAUAGUUCGCAAGAUAAAAAUUUUUGUGCUGCAAGAAUUAUGGGCGGGACACAGUUAUGCUCUCGUCGAUUGCUCCAAGAAAUAAUCUAUUGUGUCGGUGGUGUUGCUGUUUUUUUCCCUCUUUUGACACAGUUUGAUCAGUCUGGAUCUGCUAAUGUACAGCGUGAGUACACACUGAUAACAACAAUUAUGAGAGAUAAACUUGCAGCUGAGAUUAUUGAUCUUAUUACUUCUGUUUUGGAUGGAAACCCUUCCAAUCUACAGCAAAUGCAUCAGCUGUCAGGGCUUUCUAUCCUUGGCUUCUUGUUCCAGUCAGUUCCGCCGGACCAAUUAAAUAUGGAGACUCUUUCAGCUUUGAAGAACUUGUUUGAUGUUCUGGGCACUUGUGGCAUAUCUGAAUCACUGCUUAAAGAAGCGAUUUCACAUAUUUAUUUGAAUCCACAUAUUUGGGUUUAUGCGAGUUAUGAAGUGCAAAGGGACCUUUACAUGUUUCUUAUUCAAUAUUUUGAGAAGGAAGUAGCCUUAUUAUCAAUGCUUUGUGGACUCCCUCGCAUUAUUGAUAUAAUCCGUCAGUUUUACUGGGAUAAAGCUGAUAUUCAAUCUGCUAUUGGAUGCAAGCCUUUGUUACAUUCGACUACCAAACAAGUAAUUGGUGAAAGACCAGGCCAAGAAGAAAUUCGCAAAAUCCGUCUUCUUCUAUUAAGCCUUGCUGAAAUGAGUUUGAGGCAAAGAAUCUCUGCAUCUGAUAUAAUAGCUCUCAUUGCAUUUUUUAAGAGAAGUCAAGACAUGGCGUGCAUUGAAGAUGUACUGCACAUGGUUAUUCGUGCUCUUUCUCAGGAGCAACUGUUGGCAUCUUUUUUAGAGCAAGUUAGUUUGCUUGGUGGCUCUCAACUUUUCAUAAUUCUCCUACAGAGGGAAUUUGAACCAAUUAGGCUACUAGGCUUGCAGAUCCUUGGAAAAUUAUUAGUUGGAGUUAUUUCUGAGAAGAAAGAAACAAAAUUUUUUAACCUCUCUGUUGGGCGUGCAAAAUCUGUCUCAGAUAAUUUCAGAAAAGACGAAGCUUUGACAAUUCGACAAGUUUACUCGGCAAUAUCUGAGAGACUUUUUUCGUUCCCUUUGUCUGAUCAUUUGUAUGCCACCUUGUUUGAUGUUCUUCUUGGGGGAGCAAGCCCAAAACAGGUUUUACAGAAACGCAAUUCCUCUGAAAAUCCAAAGAAAAAGAAACAGGGCUCAGCAGGUUUCUCUUCUUAUUUUCUUGUCCCUCAAAUUCUUGUAUGCAUCUUCAAAUAUUUGGCCAGUUGCCAUGAUGUUGCAGUAAGGACAAAAAUAUUAGGAGACUUGCUUGAUCUUCUUCAGUCAGAUCUUUCAAAUAUUGAAGCUUUAAUGGAAAUUGCUUGGAGUUCCUGGUUAGCAACUUCAUUGAAGCUCGUCAUGUUUAAUGACACUGAAAGGGAAAUAGAUAGCCAAAAUGAUGCAUCGAGGAUUAACGAAAUAGUACUUUUAAGAAAUUUAUACUAUAUUGUACUUUUGCAUUAUCUAUUUUCUGUGAAGGGUGGUUGGCAGCGGUUGGAGGAGACUGUCAACUUUUUAUUGCUAAAAUAUGAAAAUGAAGAAGUAUUACAUACUAAUUUGCUCAGAUAUAUAUUGGAAGACUUAAUUGACGGUCUCUUACAAGUGUCUUCAGAUGGAAACAUAUAUGUUUCGCAGCCCUGCCGGGACAAUUCCUUGUACCUUUUGAAACUGGCAGAUGAACUUUUAAUCAGUGAAAGUGGUGAUAAAAUUCUGUUUCCUGAAAUUUCCAUCUCAUCAAACGCUUCAUCCAGCUUUCAACAUGUGGAGAACCAGAAAUACAUAAGCUCUGCUGUUCUUGAGAUACUGAAUCCUGAGUCUGAAGAUAAGCUUCCAAGGACUCGUUGGAGUUGCAAAACUAUUUCUGAGGAAGGUGGUCUUAUAGAGGAUGAUCGCUGGGUUUUGUAUGACAAACUAUGGCAUUUAAUAAGUGAAAUGAGCGGAGGAGGACCAACCAAGGCAUUGACAAAAAGUACAAAUUUUAGCGGUCCAACUUUUGGUCAACGUGCUCGUGGAUUGGUUGAAUCGCAACCUGCUGCGGAAAUGGCUGCCAUAGUUGUUUCUGGUGGAAUUGGCACUGCAUUGGGUACUAAACCGAGCAAAUAUGUUGAUAAAGCAAUGCUUUUAAGAGGGGAGAAAUGUCCAAGGAUAGUAUUCCAUCUUUUAAUCCUAUAUCUUUCUAAGGCUGGUCUAGAAAGGGCAUCACGAUGCGUUCAACAGUUUAUUUCAUUGCUUCCUUCUCUUCUUUCAUGUGAUGAUGAUCAAAGCAGAAACAAGCUACAUUUUCUGAUUUGGUCUCUGCUUGCUGUGAGAUCACAGCAUGGAAUGCUUGAUGAUGGGGCCCGUUUCCAUGUUAUAUCUCAUUUGAUUCUUGAAAUAGUGAACCAUGGAAAGUUGAUUCUUGCCACGAGUAUUUUGGGCAGGGAUGAUUCAUUCGAAGUUACCAACAAUACAAAGGAAGCUGGAUUUAUUCUUAGUCUGAUUCAAAGAGAAAGAGUUCUUGCAGCGGCUACUGAUGAAGCAAAAUAUAUAAAGGCUGCGAAAGCUGAUCGCAUAAAGCAGGUGUUGGAACUUCAUGCUAAAAUAGACGAGUUUUCUCUUGCUGAACAGAACCAGCUGAAAACUUUUGAAGAAGAUUUGAUCUCUGCUAUGAAUAUGAUUGUUUCAUCAGAUGACAGUAGAAAGGCUGCUUUUCAGCUUGCUUAUGAUGAAGACCAGCAAAUUGUCGCUGAUAAGUGGGUCCAUAUGUUUCGCGAAUUAAUUGACGAGAGAGGUCCUUGGUCUGCAUAUCCUUUUCCAAACAGUAAUGUAACCCAUUGGAAGCUUGACAAGACGGAAGAUAAUUUGCGACGUAGACUAAAACUGAAGCGGAAUUACAAAUUUGAUGAAAAACUUUGCUAUCCUCCAGCAAAUAAAUCUUCUAAUCAACCCAACGAACGACAUGGAAGCGACAAACAGAGCAACUUCCCUGAACAGAUGAAACACUUUCUUUUAAAAGGGGUGCGUGGUAUAAUCGAGGAGAGGUCGGUCGAUCUACCUGAUGAGUAUGUGGACUUGAAUUCUGUUAAAGACCCUGAUCUCAAUAGUUCUUCGGACCAGGUUUCAGAUUAUGUAAAAGAUGGCAAUAAUAAUACCGACAUUGAUAUGAAAGAUUUACAGUCUGUCUCUGCAGGGACCAAGUCAGAUGAGGUUCACUUGUCGACAUCUUGUGUUCUUAUUUCACCAAAAAGAAAACUUGUAGGGCGUUUAUUUGUCAUGGAAAAAGUUUUACAUUUUACCGGUCAGUUUUUAGUAAAAGGAACGGGUGGUUCUUCUGUUUUAAACAAAUUUUUCGACGGAAACAUCUUAGAUUCAACAAAAUCUGAUCAGCUGAAUGGGGCAGACAAGCAGAAACAACGCAUGGGAUCUAUGAGUUUUGAAUCAAACUAUGGAAAGGACAAUGCCUUUGAUGUUCUGGCCACAGGUGAUUUGCUACAGAAUAAACCCGAUAAAAUAAAAUUGCACCGGAGGUGGAAUUUUUCAAAGAUAAAAUCUGUCCAUUGGACUCGCUAUUUAUUACAAUACACUGCAAUAGAGAUUUUCUUCAAUGAUUCAGCUGCUCCAAUUUUCUUGAAUUUUGUGACACCCAAUGAGGCUAAGCAUGUCGGUACCUUAGUAGUUUCUUUGAGGAAUGAAUUUUUGUUUCCAAAAGCAAGUUCCAACGGCAGAAGUGGAAUAAUCUCUCUUGUUGACCGGCGCGUGGCACUUGAAAUGGCUGAAAAAUUCAGAGAGAGUUGGAGAAGAAGAGAAAUAAGCAACUUUGAAUAUUUGAUGCUUCUUAAUACAUUUGCUGGGAGAUCCUACAAUGAUUUGACCCAGUAUCCCAUUUUUCCCUGGGUAUUGGCUGAUUAUUCAUCUGAGAAGCUUGAUUUCAAUAAGUCUUCUACUUUUAGGGAUCUCUCAAAACCAGUUGGUGCUCUGGACUCCAAACGUUUUGAGGUUUUUGAGGACAGAUUUCGUAACUUUGCUGACCCAGAUAUUCCUAGUUUUUACUAUGGUUCACAUUAUUCCAGCAUGGGAAUUGUACUUUUCUACCUGCUUAGAAUGGAGCCUUUUACCGCAUUACACCGUAACUUGCAGGGUGGAAAAUUUGAUCAUGCAGAUCGUCUUUUCCAUAGCAUAGAGGGAACUUAUCGUAAUUGCCUUUCCAAUACGAGCGAUGUGAAGGAACUCAUACCAGAAUUCUUCUACAUGCCAGAAUUUCUAGUUAAUUCAAAUUCAUAUCAUUUUGGUGUGAAGCAAGAUGGUGAAGCUAUAGUUGAUGUUGUUCUUCCCCCGUGGGCCAAGGGUUCCCCUGAGGAAUUUAUUUACAAAAACCGAGAAGCUCUAGAGAGUGAAUAUGUGAGUUCUAAUUUACAUCUAUGGAUCGAUUUAAUUUUUGGUUACAAGCAGAGGGGAAAGCCAGCUGUAGAGGCAGCGAAUGUAUUCUAUUACUUGACCUAUGAAGGCGCUGUUGAUUUGGAGAGCAUGGAAGAUGCACUGCAAAGAUCAGCAAUUGAAGAUCAAAUAGCCAACUUUGGUCAGACGCCAAUUCAGAUUUUUCGCAAAAGACAUCCCAGAAGGGGACCUCCUAUGCCAAUCGCUCAUCCAUUAUAUUUUGCUCCUUCAUCAAUAACUUUGACCUCUGUUACUUCAAAUGCCACUAAUCCCCCAUCUGCUAUAGUUUUUAUCGGGCUGCUGGAUCCAAACAUUGUGGUCGUAAGCCAGAGUCUUAUCCUUUCAGUGAAAUUGUGGUUGACAACGCAGUUAAAAUGUGGGGGAAACUACACUUUUUCUGGAUCCCAGGAUCCAUUUUUCGGGAUUGGUUCUGAUGCGCAUCCUAAUCGAAAAAUUGGUACUUCAUCGGCCAAUGGCAUCGACUAUGGGUUACAAUGCAUGGCAGCAAUUCAGCACCUUAAUGAAAAUUAUCUGAUUUUAUGUGGCAAUUGGGAAAACAGUUUCCAGGUAAUAUCCAUACAAGAAGGAAAGAUUGUCCAGAGCAUCCGCCAGCACAAGGAUCGUGUUAGCUGUGUUGCAGUGACAUCUGAUGGAUGUAUUCUUGCUACUGGAAGCUAUGACACAACGGUCAUGAUUUGGCAUGCUUAUAGAUUGUGUUUGACAGAAAAGAAGGGAAGAAAAGACCAUAUUUUUAUUGAGACCCCUUUUCAUAUUCUUUGCGGACAUGAUGACAUCAUUACAUGUUUAUAUAUUAGCUCAGAGCUCGAUAUAGUUAUUAGUGGAUCUAAAGAUGGAACUUGUAUUUUCCACACAUUACGGGAGGGAAGAUAUGUGAGAUCCAUUCAACAUCCUUCGGGCUGUUCCAUCUCAAAACUAGUUGCUUCGCCACAUGGGCGCAUGGUGAUUUAUGCUGAUAAUGAUCUAAGUCUCCGUCUGUAUUCUAUUAAUGGAAAACACAUCGCAUAUUCGGAGUCAAAUGGUCGUUUGAACUGCAUGACGCUCAGCGUCUGCGGUGACUUCCUCAUAUGUGCGGGUGAUCACGGCAUCGUUCUACGCUCGAUGCAUUCUCUUGAUAUCCUACGAAGAUUUGAAGGUGUUGGUAAAGUUAUAACAUCGUUAACUGUGACGCCGGAAGAGUGCAUUUUAGCUGGAACCAAAGAUGGUUGUCUUCUUUUGUACUCCAUAGACAACCCUCAGAUUCGUAGGUGAAAUCUUCCUCCAAAUGGAAAGUGAAAAUUUUCCGCUAUGGGAUGGGUUUAGCUGAGAUGCAGUUGGAGAAAUUCUGUUAAUGGUGUUCUGAGGACUUAACCAAGUAGGUAAAACUUGGAGAAGGGCAGCUCCUUCUUGUUCUUACAUUCCCCUUGAGAAUCGGCCAAAGUUAAAAUUAAAGUUUUUGGCUUCUUAUGUACAUGAUGGUUAAAUAAGUGCCUGAGUGGAUGGGAACCAGAGCUAACACUGACUAUAAUAGCACUUCAUGGGAUUUCUAAGCAGUGAUAGUUUAAAAAAUGGUUCCAAUACAAAAAUUGUACAGUUAAUUUCUUCUGUUAACUUGUACAUUUUUUAUUCCUUAGCACGCAUAAAUGUAUAAUUCUUUCCUCUUUAGCUCCAUCAGGUUUUCCCGCAGAUUGUAUAUGUAUUCUUCAGCCCCUUGUUUUGGAACAUAUAUAUAUUCUUAUUCUUCUGAAGAUCUGGAAGAAGAAUGAUUUCUCUUCUGCUGUUUUCUUUUUCUUUGUCCAGUUAAAGGAAACAUAAAAUCAGUUUGAAUUUGUGAGGUGUAAUAAAUGGCUUUAUGAGUC